Messenger RNA from Perognathus longimembris pacificus (Pacific pocket mouse), 6243 nucleotides. RefSeq names its product ubiquitin specific peptidase 25 (gene Usp25). Gene Ontology annotation, molecular function: protein binding; cysteine-type endopeptidase activity; cysteine-type deubiquitinase activity. The record is from RefSeq and is a predicted model, not a curated record. Bases 2391 to 5813 code for a protein of 1140 amino acids. NCBI's taxonomy places the organism in Eukaryota, Metazoa, Chordata, Mammalia, Rodentia, Heteromyidae. Gene Ontology annotation, biological process: regulation of protein stability; protein deubiquitination. Gene Ontology annotation, cellular component: nucleus; cytosol. The transcript is spliced from 27 exons.
UUCUACCACUAUGUCUUUGCCUGAAUGUCAACAGUGUCGAAUAUAAUAGCUUAGGAGCUAUAAAAUAACAGUCUGAGAGUAUAUAAUUCCAACUACUAUGCAUAUUAAACCUGACUCAUGAACAAUAAAGUCGAUGCAAUGACAAAAUUAUAAAAUGAGUUAGUUGUACCAGCAAAGGAUUCUUUACAUCAAUUUCUCAAAUUUCUGUCAUUUAAUCAUUCAGACUGUUAUAAAGAAUGGUCAUGAGUAAAACUAAUAAUUUAUUUUCAAACCCUUAUAGUAUGAAGAUUAACAAUAUAUUUUUUUUCAAAUUGUAAGUCAAUGGCAGUGAUCUGGAAAUGAAUGAUCUAAGCAGACAAAUAUCACAGCCCUCUAGAGCACAUUUCUUUUUUUAUUUGAAUGAUUUUGAAUGAUUGGUAAGCCUUGGUAAGAUUUAUUUUUUGUCUCCUCAAACAAAAGAAUUGAACCCCGGGGAACACUGGUUAUAUUGCUACAUUCUGGGAAUUAAAUUUUAGCAUAAGAAAAACCUUUCUUUAACCAGAACCAUUUCUUUAACCAAAUUAACAGAUUUUAAUGGUCAUCAUUUCCACCUGUGUGUGAUGCUGGGGCUUGAAAUCAGGGCUUGAGACUUGAAGGACAGGUUCAAUCAAUGAGCUUCAUUCAUCAUAGCUCAAUUAAAGUUUCUUAAAUUCAAAUGAAAGAAUCUGGUUUCUUAAAAACAUCUAUAGUCUGGAGAAAUGUGAAAUUUGUCCAUAACAAAUUUCUAAUCUAUAAACAAGGGGGAAAUGAGCUCUAAUGUGCUUUGUUAGACUCUCUCUCUGUGUGUCUCAGUGUUCUGUUGCAUUAUCCCUGAAAUUCUUGCACCUAACCACUUAACAGCAUUUCAAGCUUUUCUGGUUAAGGAUGUUGGAUAUCGAUAAAAAUAAAAAUUUUAAGUUGUCAAAAUUAAAAGGAGGAAAACACAUAUGGGGAUUCAAGGAAAGGAUCCCAAAAGAUGGCUGAAGGAAUCCAAGGGGCAGAUCAAAGAUGGUUGCGAAGUACAUAGAAUUCUUACAGUCUUCACGCGUCAGCAUGAUUUAAUAAAACCGGAUAAUAUUUCACAGCGCUUUCUUAUUGCUGGGUUUGCCUUUACAAUUCCAUAUACAGUCAAGAAUUCCAUGCAUGUUAAUCGUUUGCUUAAUUUGGCAACUGGCAUAUUAGAAUUAUGUAUCAUCUAGGCAAUGGUUCUUUUGUAAUGUUUGCUUUAUAAGUCUUACUCAUUUCUGUUAAGUCUUAGGUAAAUAAACUAUUUCUCCAGGGCCUUGCAGUAUUGGAAUACCUGAAGUAGACCCAAGAUUCGUUAAAGAAAAGCACAUGACUGUUAGGACUUUGACAGCCCUUUAUUUGACUUUCUCUUUGGGCACGUUCACUGCGUGUGAAAUUCCUAGAAAGGCGAGUUGACCGAGAAGGUAGCUAUCAUUUUGGACGCUGUCAGGUUUCCGUGACUUUGCAGGUAGUCAGGAACACGAUCGUCUUGGAGACACUGGGCAAAUGAGCAAUGGGAUAGCUCCUAGGCUCAGGUAUGAAUGCACCCCUCCAGCUGCAGCUGGGAAACGCAGGAACCCCAGGGCCUGAUCCCCUUCCGGCUGACUUUCACACAGUUCAACCUGCCCUAGGGGCGGAUCUGGGGCGCCGCGCCCAGGCUUUGCCACACCCCGGAGCGCCAGGCCGCGCCCCUGGGGCGGGGGCGGAGCUUGGAGGAGGGGCAGGACCAGGACAGGGGUGGGGCUCCGCGACGGCCCCGCCCCGACCUGUCGUCCCUGGGUCACAAUGUAGGGUUAGGGCGGCCUGCGGGCGGGGCGCUGCGGGGGAGGAGCCACGGGGCGGGGGCGGUGACGGCGGCUGGGGGAAGGGAAGGGAGGAGGAGUCGCGGAGGGAGGAGGACAACGCCAUUUCGGCCGGCCGCUCCCUCCGUCCCCCUCGCUCCCUUCCCCCUCCCCCCUCCCCCCCGUCGUGGCCCCGGCAUUGCCCUGCCCAGAAGCGCGCGAACGCGUGACGCGGCUGGGCUUUGCUAGCGCCUUCCCGCGUCCCCCACUCCCGGGGUCCCAGCCGGUGGCCCAUGGCCCAGGUCGCCGCGGAUAAGCCGCACUGAGGCGGGUCGCGCGGAGGACGUGGGGCUGCAGCGGCGGUGGUAGUCCUCGCAGUCCGCGCCGCUCGGCCCGCCCGCGGUGCCCGCGCACGCCGGCCGCCAUCGCCUGCGCGCCCGGCUGGCGGGGGCGCUGUCCUCCCCGGCCGUCCACGCAGCUCCUUGGAGCUCGGCGGAGCGGGGCUGCCUGUGCCGGCCGAGGCGCGAGGAGCCGGACGCCGCCGCCGCCACCCUCGCCGCCGUCGCCGCUACCGCCGCGGGGGCCAUGACCGUGGAGCAGAACGUGCUGCAGCAGAGCGCGGCGCAGAAGCACCAGCAGACAUUUUUGAAUCAACUGAGAGAAAUUACUGGCAUUAAUGACACCCAGAUACUGCAGCAAGCUUUGAAGGAUAGUAAUGGAAACUUGGAAUUAGCGGUGGCUUUUCUUACUGCGAAGAAUGCAAAGACCCCUCAACAGGAGGAGGCGACUUACUAUCAAACAGCACUUCCUGGCAAUGAUAGAUACAUCAGUGUGGGAAGCCAAGCAGAUACAAAUGUGAUUGAUCUUACUGGAGAUGAUAAAGAUGAUCUUCAGAGAGCAAUUGCCUUGAGUUUGGCGGAAUCAAACAGGGCAUUUAGGGAGACUGGAAUAACUGAUGAGGAACAAGCCAUUAGCAGAGUUCUAGAAGCCAGUAUAGCAGAAAACAAAGCCUGUUUGAAGAGGAUUCCCACAGAAGUUUGGAGAGAUUCUCGAAACCCUUAUGAUAGAAAAAGGCAGGACAAGGCUCCUGUGGGACUAAAGAAUGUUGGCAACACUUGCUGGUUUAGUGCUGUUAUUCAGUCAUUAUUCAAUCUUUUGGAAUUUAGAAGAUUAGUUCUCAAUUACAAGCCUCCAUCAAAUGCUCAAGAUUUACCUCGAAAUCAAAAGAAAGCUGGCCUGAAGGUUUUGAACCAGAGCAAGUCCUCUCCCACACAAGAACAUCGAAAUUUGCCUUUCAUGUGUGAACUGAGGUACCUAUUUGCACUUCUUGUUGGUACUAAAAGGAAAUAUGUUGACCCAUCAAGAGCAGUGGAAAUUCUUAAGGAUGCCUUUAAAUCAAAUGACUCACAGCAGCAAGAUGUGAGUGAAUUUACACACAAAUUAUUAGAUUGGUUAGAAGAUGCCUUCCAAAUGAAAGCUGAAGAGGAGACGGAUGAAGAGAAGCCAAAGAAUCCCAUGGUAGAGUUGUUCUAUGGAAGAUUCCUCGCUGUAGGAGUACUAGAAGGUAAAAAGUUUGAAAACACUGAGAUGUUUGGUCAGUAUCCACUUCAGGUCAAUGGUUUCAAAGAUCUGCAUGAGUGCCUAGAAGCUGCAAUGAUUGAAGGAGAAAUUGAAUCUUUACAUUCAGAGAAUUCAGGAAAAUCAGGCCAAGAGCAUUGGUUUACUGAACUGCCACCUGUGUUAACUUUUGAAUUGUCAAGAUUUGAAUUUAAUCAGGCAUUAGGACGACCAGAAAAAAUACACAACAAAUUAGAAUUUCCUCAAGUAUUAUAUUUGGACAGAUAUAUGCACAGAAACAGAGAAAUAACAAGAAUUAAGCGGGAAGAAAUCAAGAGACUUAAAGAUUACCUCACAGUAUUACAGCAAAGAUUAGAAAGAUAUUUAAGCUAUGGUUCAGGUCCCAAACGAUUCCCUUUGGUAGAUGUUUUACAGUAUGCAUUGGAAUUUGCCUCAAGUAAACCUGUUUGCACAUCUCCUAUUGAAGAUAUUGACUCUAGUUCUCCACCUAGUGGUUCCGUACCAUCACAACCAUUACCAAGCACAACAGAACAACAGGGAGCUCCUUCUUCAGAGCUGCCCAGCACGUCUCCUGCAUUAGUUGCUGCCAUUCCCUCGAGGUCAGUGAUACACAAACCAUUCACUCAGUCUCGGAUACCCCCAGAUUUACCCAUGCAUCCAGCACCAAGGCACAUAACAGAAGAAGAACUUUCUGUUCUGGAAAGCUGUUUACAUCGCUGGAGGACAGAAAUAGAAAAUGACACAAGAGAUUUGCAGGAAAGCAUAUCCAGAAUUCACCGAACAAUUGAGCUAAUGUACUCUGACAAAUCCAUGAUCCAAGUUCCUUACCGCUUACAUGCAGUUUUAGUUCAUGAAGGCCAAGCUAAUGCGGGCCACUACUGGGCAUACAUAUUUGACCAUCGUGAAAGCAGGUGGAUGAAGUACAAUGAUAUUGCUGUGACAAAAUCAUCAUGGGAAGAACUCAUGAGGGACUCCUUUGGUGGUUAUAGAAAUGCCAGUGCAUAUUGCUUAAUGUACAUAAAUGAUAAGGCACAAUUCUUAAUACAAGAGGAAUUUAACAAAGAAACUGGGCAGGCCCUUGUUGGAAUAGAAACAUUACCACCAGAUUUAAGAGAUUUUGUUGAGGAAGACAACCAACGAUUCGAAAAAGAAUUAGAAGAAUGGGAUGCACAACUAAUGCAGAAAGCUUUGCAGGAAAAGCUUUUAGCAGCUCAGAAAUUGAGAGAGUCGGAAUCUUCUGUGACAACAGCACAAGCAGGAGAACCAGAAUAUCUAGAACAGCCAUCAAGAAGUGAUUUCUCAAAGCACAUGAAAGAAGAGACUAUUCGAAUAAUUGCCAAGGCAUCACAUGAGCAUGAAGAUAAAAGUCCUGAAACAGUUUUGCAGUCGAAACCUGAAACUACCACAAGUGAACCACCUUCUAACCAGCGAGUUGUAGAGGUGGCGAUUCCUCAUGUAGGCAAAUUUAUGAUUGAAUCAAAGGAGGGGGGGUAUGAUGAUGAGAUCAUGAUGACACCGAAUAUGCAAGGUAUUAUCAUGGCCAUAGGUAAAUCCAGGAAUGUGUAUGACAGGUGUGGUCCUGAAGCAGGGUUCUUUAAGGCCAUUAAGUUGGAGUAUUCGAGGUUGGUGAAGUUGGCCCAGGAAGACACCCCACCAGAGACCGAUUAUCGUUUACAUCAUGUAGUAGUGUAUUUUAUCCAGAACCAGGCUCCAAAGAAAAUCAUUGAGAAAACGCUACUAGAACAAUUUGGAGACAGAAAUUUGAGUUUCGAUGAAAGGUGUCAUAACAUAAUGAAAGUCGCUCAAGCUAAACUUGAAAUGAUAAAACCGGAAGAAGUAAAUGUGGAGGAAUAUGAGGAGUGGCAUCAAGAUUAUAAGAAAUUCAGGGAAACCACUAUGUAUCUCAUAAUUGGAUUAGAAAAUUUUCAAAGAGAAAGUUAUAUAGAUUCCUUGCUGUUCCUUAUCUGUGCUUACCAGAAUAACAAAGAGCUCUUGUCCAAGGGCCCAUACAGAGGACAUGAUGAAGAAUUGUUAUCUCAUUAUAGAAGAGAAUGUUUACUAAAAUUAAAUGAGCAAGCUGCAGAACUAUUUGAAUCUGGAGAGGACCGAGAAGUAAACAAUGGCUUGAUUAUCAUGAAUGAAUUUAUUGUUCCAUUUUUACCCCUGUUAUUGGUGGAUGAAAUGGAAGAGAAAGAUAUACUUGCUGUGGAAGAUAUGAGGAAUCGAUGGUGUUCCUACUUAGGACAAGAAAUGGAAGCAAAUCUCCAAGAAAAGCUGACAGAUUUUCUUCCAAAACUGCUUGACUGUUCUUCGGAGAUUAAAGGUUUCCAUGAGCCCCCGAAGUUACCUCCAUAUUCCACACAUGAACUCUGUGAGCGAUUUGCCCGAAUCAUGUUGUCACUCAGUCGAACGCCUGCUGAUGGAAGAUAAACAUCACACUCUUUCCCUAAACACACUGUAUAAACUUUUUUUUUAGUUCUUAACCCUUGCCUUGCUGUCACAGGGUUUGCUUGUUGCUGCUAUAGUUUUUAACUUUUUUAUUUUAAUAACUGCAAAAGACAAAAUGUCUAUACAGACUUUAGCCAGACUAUACACAAUAAAGCUGAGAAUUGCAUGGCACUCAGACUUUGUUUUAACAGACAUGAUGAACAAUGGCAACCCAAUUGCUUUUAUUAUGGUAAAACUGCUUUUGCCACCCUUCUAUUACAGUAUUACUUCGCUUUCAUCUUUUAUCAACAGCUUUCCAUACAGUCUGGAUAUUUCCAUGACUAAGCCAUUUAAGUGUUCAACACUGUGUAUGAUACAUAAUUAUUUGAUAGCUUGUAAAUGAAAUGAAAGAAUAAAGUUUUAUUUAUGACUA